Messenger RNA from Volvox carteri f. nagariensis, 1472 nucleotides. RefSeq lists its product as uncharacterized. NCBI's taxonomy places the organism in Eukaryota, Viridiplantae, Chlorophyta, Chlorophyceae, Chlamydomonadales, Volvocaceae. The transcript is spliced from 2 exons. The record is from RefSeq and is a predicted model, not a curated record. The coding region runs from base 198 to 821 and encodes 207 amino acids.
CUUUGCUGCACCGGUUUUCAAGAGGCCGGGGUCUCCCCGAAGGCCUAUACGCCUCGCUCAUUGCCUCACUCUUGAGCUAUUGGUUAUCCUCAGCGCUUCAUCGGGCGUCAGUAUCCUACUUUACGUCUGCUGAAACCUGUCGAGCUACUUCUAGGCUGAGGCAGUAGUUGGUUUCCGUCCAGGGCUUUGGAGUAGGUAUGGGUGUGGCUUAUGUAGCCUACCAAGUUGUUCUCGGUGCUCCGCAUUGGCAAGUCCCAAGCAGUAGGUAUCCGCUAGUAUUUCAACGAGGGCAAAAUGCCUUAGUCCGAGCGAACUGCGCAUCGGUGGGUGCAUCGCUUCCUUCGGGGCGCGCUGUUCCUGCUUCCGAUCGUCCUCAGCAGCAGCGCGUGCGCCUUGGUGCAUCAAAUGGGAACAGCGCUGGCUCAGGAGGCGGUGAUGUGCGGACUUCUAACGGUGUUGUUACCUCGGCUGCAGUGGUUACCUCGGUGCCUAGCACGCAGCAGGAUUCCAGCAGCAUUGUCGUUACGGCUGUGAGGCCAUCACCGAAGCGGCAACAAACGGAGCCUGCGUUUGCACCGGUGCCCGAGGACGUGAUUGCCGAAUUCGAACACAAGUUAGAAGCAGACCUCCAAACAGUUGGUGUUACUCUGCUUGCUAUCCUUGGCGUCAUCAUCUUUUGGCGGGGUGUAUGGGCAUUGCUGGACCACUUUGUUGGCGAUUCGGUUGUGGGCGAUAUAUGUUGCAUUAUCGUUGGCCUUACAAUAGUCCUGUACAUCCGGCUUUCUGGGAUGAAAAUAGCAAGUUUCUGGCCGCCAAGCUAACGGCAAGCUCUGGACCUGUGUAUGGGCUGCGUGUCGGGUUGGGUUCACCAAAUCGAGUGGAGGGCGAGGGAAAAUAGCUUACUGUAGAUCCGAAGAACAUAGUGAGAGGCCCUGAUAUCCUCGCGGAGUUGGGAACUAGGUUGCGGCCCUGCGCCUUGUCAGCCGAUCGUGUUGGGGCUGAAUUGUGUUACAGCUGAGUGCGCAGGCUUAGUGUUAGGAAACAGAGCAGGCAUGUUGCUAGUGUAAAUAUGACGAAUUAUUUGAUGCAGGGAUGUCUUCAUGUCAUACUCUCGGCGUUGUUCUUGUGUUGCGUAUCUUGAUUGUGUGUCCCAAACCCUUUGAGUUCUUGCCGUACAUGGGGCUGCUGCUGCAUCGCGUAUUUUAUUGGGCCUCGAGGCAAGUCCUAAAUACUUAUGUAUCUUUGUCGUUACGACAUAUUCUUGAGGGUUAAAUGUAGUGUUUACGUUGUUGGCCUUGCAAUUAAGGCCUAUAUCAGAACGAGCAGGGGAGAAUGGUCACUCGUUUUCCCCUGCGAACGAGUGACCGUUUAGACGUAUUUGGGCUUCUCGGUUUGCGUGGUUCUGGUGGUAAAAAAAUGGUUAUGCCCGACAGGACAGUCCACUGUAUAAAUGUAAUGAUCGUAAUCUUUUG